Molecule: messenger RNA, 696 nt
Organism: Trichosporon asahii var. asahii CBS 2479
Lineage: Eukaryota; Fungi; Basidiomycota; Tremellomycetes; Trichosporonales; Trichosporonaceae
Exons: 6
Coding region: 1-696 (231 amino acids)
Cellular component (GO): nucleus; cytosol; proteasome core complex
Source: RefSeq, a predicted model, not a curated record
AUGUCCCGCUCAUCCUACGACCGGGACGGUUGUACCAAGUCGGCUAUCACCGGCGAGGGCAUUACCGCCGUUGCCAUUCGCGGCAAGGACACCGCCGUCAUUGUUACCCAGCGCAAGGUGCCGGACAAGCUCCUCGACCCCUCAACGAUCACCCAUCUCUUCCAGAUCACUCCCAGCAUAGGAUGCGUUGUUAUUGGACGUAUUGGUGAGCUUCCUCGACGGUACAUGCAGCUGACAGCAGCCGACGCCCGCGCGCAGGUUCAGAGGACACGGUCAGAAGCCGCCGAGUUCCGCUACAAGUUCGGUUACGAGAUCACGCCCGAUGCCCGUGAGCUCACAUCGAUGGGGUGGAUAGCUAACAUCCAGUCGCUAAGCUGUUUCCAGAUCGACCCCGCCGGCUUCUUCGUCGGAUACAAGGCCGUCUCGUCUGGCCAGAAGCAGACCGAGGCGACCAACUACAAGUGGAAGUCUGUCGAGAACAACAAGAUCACCCUCGACCGCACCGGCGUCAUUGAGCUUGCAAUUGAGACGCUGACGAACGUCUGCGCGACCGACUUCAAGGGGUCUGAGAUUGAGAUCGCCAUCUGCUCCACUUCGCCCGAGGAGAAGGCCGUCGACGGCAAGCGGGGCAACUUCCGCCAGAUGCCUGAGGAGGAGCGCGACGAGUGGCUCACGCGUGUCGGAGAGAAGGACUAG